AACGGGAGCCUUGAGAAUUGGUUGUAUGGAGAAGACUGCCAGUUGAACCUUUUCCAAAGAAUCACUGUAAUGCUUGAUGCGGCUAUGGCAAUUGAAUAUCUACAUCAUGGUAAAGAAACUCCAAUAGUUCACUGCGACCUAAAGCCAUCAAAUGUUCUUUUGAAUGAAGAUAUGGUGGCUCAUGUUGGUGAUUUUGGUAUCUCCAAAAUUUUUGCUGUAAGCAAGUCUAUCGCACACACAGAGACAUUGGGCACUCUUGGAUAUAUUGCACCAGAAUAUGGCUCAGAGGGAAUAGUAUCCACUAGUGGUGAUGUUUAUAGUUACAGCAUCAUGUUGAUGGAGAUUUUGACAAAAAGACGGCCAACAGAUGAAGAGAUAUGCAGUGAAAAUCUUGACUUGAGGAAAUGGAUGACACAAUCAUUUUCAGGAACUAUGCUUGAAGUUGUGGAUGCCAAUCUUUUUCCGGAGGAAGAACAAAUCACUUCUAAAAGUGAAAUCUGCAUAGCUUCCAUGGUCGAAUUGGCUUUAGAUUGCACAAAGGAAAAUUCAGACUCAAGAAUAAGCAUGAAAGACGUAGUCAAGAGGCUUAAUAAAAUCAAGAACACAUUUCUGGAAACUUAGAAGCUA
Capsicum annuum is the source of this 627-nucleotide messenger RNA. Its product is annotated as receptor kinase-like protein Xa21. The transcript has 2 exons. Gene Ontology annotation, biological process: protein phosphorylation. NCBI's taxonomy places the organism in Eukaryota, Viridiplantae, Streptophyta, Magnoliopsida, Solanales, Solanaceae. The record is from RefSeq and is a predicted model, not a curated record. Gene Ontology annotation, molecular function: ATP binding; protein kinase activity. Bases 70 to 621 code for a protein of 183 amino acids.